This is a messenger RNA of Aquila chrysaetos chrysaetos, 3123 nucleotides long. RefSeq names its product phosphatidylinositol 4-kinase type 2 beta (gene PI4K2B). The coding region runs from base 136 to 1596 and encodes 486 amino acids. Lineage: Eukaryota; Metazoa; Chordata; Aves; Accipitriformes; Accipitridae. Gene Ontology annotation, cellular component: plasma membrane; lysosomal membrane; endosome. Gene Ontology annotation, molecular function: 1-phosphatidylinositol 4-kinase activity. The record is from RefSeq and is a predicted model, not a curated record. Gene Ontology annotation, biological process: endosome organization; Golgi organization; phosphatidylinositol phosphate biosynthetic process. The transcript has 10 exons.
AGGGCCGUGACAGGAGCCGCGGCCGCGGAGCGGGCUGUGGCGGCCGGCAGCGCCAUGGGCUGCGGCGGAGGGGCCUGAGCCGGCCUGGCGGCGUCCGCCUGCCUGCCUCCCUCCGCGCUCGGCCCCCGGCCGCCCAUGGCGGAGCCGGGUGCCGAGGAGCCCGACGAGCGGCUGCUGCUCCUGGCGGAGCCGGCGCCUCAGGCGGGACCACCCUGGCGGGGGCCGCAAAGGGUGAAAGCCGCCCCCGGCGGGGCUGUGAGGCUGUGUGGGGAGCUGGGGCUCGAGGAGGAGGAGGAGGAGGGUGAGGAGGACUCGGGGCCCGAAGGGGAUGGAGAGGACGAGCCUCUCCUGCGGGCGUCGGGCCGCGGCCGCCGAGCGGGCGCCGCCUGGGACAAGGAGCCCCGCGCCGCCGCAGGGCAUACAGGACAUACUGCUGAUAUGAAUAUAUUUUUAGAUGAUCCAGAAUUUGCAGAAAUUAUUCUGAGAGCAGAACAAGCUAUAGAGUGUGGAGUUUUUCCAGAAAGAAUUUCUCAAGGAUCCAGUGGGAGUUACUUUGCCAAGGAUCCAAAAGGGAAAAUUAUUGGAGUGUUCAAACCAAAAUCUGAAGAGCCUUAUGGACAUCUAAAUCCAAAAUGGACCAAAUAUUUUCACAAAGUUUGUUGUCCUUGCUGCUUUGGCAGAGGCUGCCUCGUUCCAAAUCAGGGAUACCUCUCUGAAGCUGGUGCCUACCUUGUGGAUGACAAGCUGGGGCUAGGAGUUGUACCUAAAACUAAGGUUGUCUGGCUUGUCAGUGAGACCUUUAAUUACAGUGCAAUAGAUCGUGCAAAGUCAAGAGGAAAAAAAUAUGCUUUAGAGAAAGUGCCAAAAGUUGCUAAAAAAUUUAAUCGAAUUGGACUACCUCCUAAGGUUGGCUCCUUUCAGCUGUUUGUUGAAGGAUAUAAGGAAGCUGACUACUGGCUCAGGAAGUUUGAAACUGAUCCCUUACCUGAGAACACAAGGAAAGAAUUUCAGUCACAGUUUGAAAGAUUGGUUAUCUUGGAUUAUGUCAUCAGAAAUACAGACAGAGGUAACGAUAACUGGUUAGUCAGGUAUGAAAAACAAGAUGAUGGACUUGAUCUGUCAGAUAAGGAUAGCCAAUGGGCAGCAGCUGAAGAAUCUACUAUUAAAAUUGCUGCAAUUGACAAUGGUUUAGCAUUUCCUUUUAAGCAUCCUGAUGAAUGGAGGGCAUAUCCCUUUCACUGGGCUUGGCUUUCUCAAGCAAAAGUUCCUUUCUCUCAGGAGACCAGAGACCUAGUUCUUCCUCGCAUUUCUGAUAUGAACUUCAUACAGGAUCUUUGUGAAGAUCUUUACGAACUAUUUAAGACUGAUAAAGGAUUUGACAAGGCUACUUUUGAAAACCAAAUGUCUGUUAUGAGGGGGCAGAUACUAAACCUUACUCAGGCAUUAAAGGAUGAAAAAAGUCCCAUUCAGCUUGUUCAGAUGCCACGUGUGAUUGUGGAGCGAAGUAGCACUGGAAGUCAGGGCCGAAUUGUUCAUCUGAGUAAUGCGUUCACGCAGACCUUUCAUAGCAGGAAGCCUUUCUUUUCCUCCUGGUAGCAACAAAAAUACAUGGGAAUUGUAAGUUUCUCUUAACUUUAGGAAGCUACUUCUGUGUAAAAGCUCUGCAAUAACGUACUUCUGCUGUAUACCAAGAGGUCUGACUGCCGACACCUCAGAACUUAAAUUCUAAAGACUUAAGAAAUGUAUUUUGAAUGUAAUAAAAGUUUACAAUUUUUGUGUCAAAAUUGUGAAAUCUUUUGUCAGGGAAUGAGAAGAACUUGUCCAUACUGUAUUUUUAUAGGCUAAAUUAAUGUAUUCUGAAUAAGGGAAGAUACACAGUUUGCAUAUGCUGAGAAACUACUUUUGAAUACAACAAGAAUUCUUUUUGUUUCAUAUAAAUGUGAGAACCUAUACACUAUCAAUUUCUUUUUAUAUGGUCUUUUAAAAAAAAAAAAGUGCAGAAUGUUAUCUUUGAUUGUGAAAAUGCUUUUCUUUGGAAUUUCUUCCUGAUAUUUUAAGCUGUUCAUAGAUUUUUGUAGGCUAGUUACUUGAAAAGUCAUACACACAAAAAAAAAAAAAAAAAAAAUCAAUCUGUCCUUGACAAACAAGUGAAAGAAAGGGAGAAGGGAAAAAAUGCUCCAUGUAGGUUUUUUUGCAUGUGGGGACCAAAAUAGUUAAAUAGCUGAAUUACAGCAAAAUUCAACCUGAGUAAGUACACACAGUUCCUACUGUGACAAAAUAAACUGAGUGUACGUUUCAGAGGUUGAAAUUUCACCUGUGGCUUUUAGAACUUGUGUAUUUAAGCACAUGUAUGGAAAAUUGUGAUAUUUCUUUAUAUAUUCAUCACAGCGAAAGAAUUGCACCAUGUUGUAACACGUUUGUUUUGCCAUAUGGGUAUAAAUGUGUUCAUCAGUAGUCACCAAAGUGGGUCUCUACUGUUAACAACAGAAGCACUAACGUGUUCAUCACAAAGCCAGUCUGCCUUCUAAAUUUCUAUCUAAACACGCUUAUUUUUUUUGCCCAGGGAAGGGGGGGAAAGAGUAAUACAGAGAGCACAGAGACUUACUAUUGUGCCCUUAGCCGUGUCAUGCUCAUCUGCCCAUUGCCAUUUGCAUUUAUGUUUAAGUUACAUGGUUUAAGACAUGAUGGUCAUGUUUCUAGGUCUGUGGCUUAUGUAACAUGGUAAAUAUUUUUAUUUUAUUAAUUUUCUGGACAGUUAAGACCAGGAACGGGAGAGAAACUGCUGCUGUUAGGAAACCUUCAGUAUUUCAGACAUUGCUGGAUUUUGUAAUUCUAAGCAAUACUGUUGAACUCAAAAAUAAUAAAAUGCUUGUAUUUUAUAUAAUUUGGAGUGGAUGUAAAUAUUAAUGUAGCAUGUCAGCAAUUCACGUGACUAACUGGAACGUUUAAGCCUUAAAUGUAAAACUCACAGUGCGGUGGAGUUCAAACUACGAUUGAAAUGACCACCUUUAUAAACUUCCCCUCAUUUAGUUUUUAUCUAGACAGUUUAUUAAACAAUUAAAGAUGGUGUUUAUGUGCCGGACAUGCCUACUGAAGAAAAUAAAUGUCACAGUCUCAAAGGCA